UGCUCCAAAGCAAGGUCACUGACCUCAAGUGAGACUGUAGUGGAGAAGAAAAAGAGAGAGAGAGAGAGAGAGAGAGAGAGAGAGAGAGAGAGAGUAUGGAAGCUAAAGUCCUCUUCUUCUUUGUUCUGUUAUCCCUAUCAGCUGUGUCUCUCAGGCCAGCUUUUGCAGAAGAUGAACAAGACCCAGGUCUUAUUAUGAACUUUUACAGGGACACAUGUCCUCAAGCUGAAGACAUUAUCAGAGAACAAGUUAAGCUUCUCUACAAAAGACACAAAAACACUGCUUUUUCAUGGCUAAGAAACAUCUUCCAUGACUGUGCUGUGCAGUCAUGUGAUGCUUCACUGCUGUUGGACUCAACAAGGAGGACCUUGUCUGAGAAGGAGACCGACAGGAGCUUUGGUCUAAGGAACUUCAGAUACCUUGACACUAUCAAAGAAGCUGUAGAGAGGGAAUGUCCUGGAGUAGUUUCUUGUGCUGAUAUUCUUGUGCUGUCUGCUAGAGAUGGCAUUGUUGCGCUUGGAGGCCCUCACAUCCCUCUGAAAACGGGAAGAAGAGAUGGAAGGAAGAGCAAAGCAGAUGUGGUUGAACAAUACCUACCAGACCACAAUGAAAGUAUUUCUGUUGUUCUUGAGAGAUUUGCAGCUAUGGGUAUCGACACUCCUGGAGUGGUUUCCCUGCUAGGAGCUCACAGUGUAGGUAGAACUCACUGUGUGAAGCUGGUGCACCGUCUAUACCCAGAGGUUGACCCAGUGCUAAACCCUGACCAUGUUGAGCACAUGCUCUAUAAAUGUCCUGAUGCAAUUCCUGACCCUAAGGCAGUGCAAUAUGUAAGAAAUGACCGUGGCACUCCUAUGGUACUUGACAAUAAUUACUACAGAAAUAUUUUGGACAACAAAGGCUUGUUGAUAGUAGAUCACCAACUAGCCACAGACAAGAGGACAAAGCCUUAUGUAAAGAAAAUGGCCAAAAGCCAAGAUUAUUUCUUUAAGGAAUUUUCUAGGGCUAUUACCAUUUUGUCUGAGAACAACCCACUCACUGGUUCAAAGGGUGAGAUCAGAAAGCAAUGUAAUGUUGCUAACAAGCUCCAUUAGAUAAAGCUCAAAACUUUUCUUCUUCGUUUAUAAAUGAGGGAGAGUUGAAUAAUAAGAUGGGUAUGCUUUGAGUUUAAAAUUGGGCACUUUGGUAGGGACUGGUGAGUGGGAGCUAUUAGUGGUGGUGACUAUGGUGAUUACUUGCACUACUCUUUUUUUCAGCCUGGAUAGGUUUGCUUCUUUUGUUGUUGAUGUUGGUGAUGGGCAUGGGGAAUGUUGACAUGUAUGUAUGUAUGUAUGCAUGGAUGGUGUAUGAUGCAGGUAUUGCAAUUAUCUAUGAUAAGUUAUUGAUGAUUCAUGCCUUUAAGCUUAA
Messenger RNA from Jatropha curcas, 1404 nucleotides. RefSeq names its product Peroxidase superfamily protein (gene PRXR1). Gene Ontology annotation, molecular function: heme binding; peroxidase activity. Lineage: Eukaryota; Viridiplantae; Streptophyta; Magnoliopsida; Malpighiales; Euphorbiaceae. The record is from RefSeq and is a predicted model, not a curated record. Gene Ontology annotation, biological process: response to oxidative stress; hydrogen peroxide catabolic process.